AUGGAUCGGUCCCGCAAGGAGCGCUGGGAGGAGAGAGCAAGAGAGGAGAGAGCAAGGGAGGAGAGGAGGGCUCCAGAUGGAAUCAAACUGUUAGCACACUUGUGUGAGAUGGCGAGAUUGGCUCAUGAUCCACCACCAAAACCAGACCCAAAAAGACGAAAGAUUGACGAGUCAGAGCUUGUUCCAGAAGACCUGUUCCUUGCUCAAAAUCCUCCGUUAAAGGGUUGUGCUAGAAUCUGGAUUUAUCAUCCCGAGCUCGAUGGUGGCACACACUUUCAAAUCAAAAUGCCGUCGUUAUCCGAAACCGUGGCAAGUUUGAAGGAGAAAAUAGCUCAGGAGGUAAAGAUUCUAGUAACCAGACAGAAGUUAAGUGGAAAAGUAGGGAUUUUAGAUGACAACAAGUCACUUGCGCACUACAACGUGGGAGCACAAGACGUGCUAACACUGUAUGUCGAGAGGAGAAAGCUAUCCCUUUCUUAA
Messenger RNA from Microthlaspi erraticum, 480 nucleotides. NCBI's taxonomy places the organism in Eukaryota, Viridiplantae, Streptophyta, Magnoliopsida, Brassicales, Brassicaceae. The record is from the annotation of a GenBank genome assembly.